Molecule: messenger RNA, 1440 nt
Organism: Fusarium coffeatum
Lineage: Eukaryota; Fungi; Ascomycota; Sordariomycetes; Hypocreales; Nectriaceae
Exons: 2
Coding region: 1-1440 (479 amino acids)
Biological process (GO): threonyl-tRNA aminoacylation
Cellular component (GO): cytoplasm
Molecular function (GO): ATP binding; threonine-tRNA ligase activity
Source: RefSeq, a predicted model, not a curated record
AUGCGUCUUUCAGACGAUCUCAGUCGAUUCUACUCUCAAAAGAUCGAAAAGCGAGAACCGCCCGAUCAUCGCAAACUCGGCGCCCAACAAGAACUCUUCAUCAACUCGAUCUACAGCCCUGGCUCUCCCAUAUUCCUGCCGAAUGGUGCACGAAUCUUCAACAGGCUUGUCGACUUUCUGCGAAAGCAAUACGUGAGAUAUGGUUUCGAGGAGGUCAUCACGCCAACCAUUUACAAAAAAUCACUAUGGGCCAAGUCAGGCCACUUGGAAAACUAUGCGGACGAUAUGUACGCUGUGAGAGGGAACACAGAACCACCACCGCCGCAGCAUGAUGGAUGCUGUGGGAGUCACCAAGAAAACCUGAAGCCAGAAGAGGAAGAGGAGGGAGACUAUGGCUUGAAACCUAUGAAUUGUCCCGGACAUUGCCUCAUAUUCGCUUCAAAACGACAUAGUUAUCGGGAUCUUCCCGUGCGGUAUGCCGACUUCAGCCCGUUACACCGUAACGAAGUAUCAGGCUCAUUGAGUGGACUUACUCGUGUCCGACGUUUCCACCAGGAUGAUGGACAUAUCUUUUGCCGUCCUAUCCAGGUGGAAGAAGAAAUCAAGAAGACACUGGAUUUUGUCAAGGUCGUUUACACAGUUCUUCGCUUCGGCGCGAGCUACCGUCUGGCGCUUUCCACUCGGCCCAAAGACCACUACAUCGGCACCGAGGAAGAGUGGGAUCAGGCCGAGAAUGCUUUAAAGCGAGCACUGGACGCAUCAGGCAUGGAAUGGGGUGUCAAGGAAGGAGACGGCGCUUUCUAUGGCCCAAAGAUUGAUAUUGUUCUCACGGACUCCGAUGGAAAGGAACACCAGACAGCUACUAUCCAGCUUGAUUUCCAGCUUCCCAAGCGAUUCGAACUCGAAUAUCAAGCACCUGCUCCGGAGUAUGAGGCCAGAGGCGAGACAACCGAGGAUCCUACCCUUCUCGCUGAGUACGGACCCGUCCGACCUGUUAUGGUCCACCGCGCUGUCCUAGGCUCUGUAGAACGCCUCAUGGCACUCUUGAUCGAGAAAUAUGAUGGAAAGUGGCCUUUCUGGUUAAAUCCUCGUCAGGCCAUUAUCCUCACAGUCAACACCUCCGCCCCUGUCGUGGAUUGGGCCGAAAAUGUACGUGAUGUUCUCCUUGGAAAAAACAAGCAGCUCUAUGAACAGCUAGAGAAUGGUGUGUUGCCUGGCCCGGAGCAUGCUUUUCGACCGACUGGGUUGGCAGUGGACGUGGAUACAACUGCUCGACCUCUGGGGGCUAAGAUCAAGGAGGCUCGAGGUAACGGUUAUAGCCAGAUUCUAGUUGUCGGAGAAGACGACGUGAAGAACCAGCAGGUUGCGCUAGGCAAAGAGAGAUUAUCGCCGGAAGAUUUGCGAGACCGGCUAAGAACCAUGGUAGAAACAUUCGCCUAA